GUCAGCUGUACCUAAACCUUUGCCGAGACAGGCUUUGUAAUGCUAGCACAGCAGUUCUGCUGACUACGUGCACUGUCUGUGAAAUAAGUAUCUUGUGCCCACUCACUGUAUGCCUGCUUUUUUUCAUGUUUAGUCAUCUUUGGAAAAGUAUUUCCAGGACCUAAUGGUAUUUAAGCUUGAUGGUUUUGAAUUAACCCUGAUUUGAAAUUGCUUAUCUAUUAGUGCUGCAGUGCUGUGUAAUAACCCACUUAUACUGACUUUGGUAACACAGGAAUGAGAUAUGGAAAGGUGGUACUUGUUCUUAAAAUAGCUUCCAGAAGGGAGAGGAGAAAUUGGAACUUGCUCUCAUUUCUGUACUGGCAAAACACAGUGAAACUGUUCUAAAGAGCGGAAUCAGUAAGCAUGUGGAGAGAUGAGAGAGUGAUGAAUGCAUUGCAAAGAGAAUUUCUGCUGCACAAAUCCCUUAGAGCAUGUGCUUAAAGAUCAUCUUGUUGAUGCAAGUUUCUAGGUUUUCUUAGAUGCACACUAUAGACACACUCAAAAAAGAUUAUGGAAAAACUUAAGUCAUGAAAUAAGAAAAAAAAAAAGGGAUUUAGUUGUUAAACCAAAGCAAACAAAAAUGCCCCACCAAAACCCAACGAACAGCUAAAGGAAAGUAAAGGGUAAGGAACAUGAUUGGUGAUCGUGGAUGGAGGUUACCAGAAGGAUCUCGGGAGAACUUGUGUUCUUAUUGCAUCAUCUAAGAGGAAUAAGAGCUCAGAGUUAUAACAGAUUAAUGGAAUAAUCAUCUCAGUACUCAAUUUACAGUCAAAAAGGCAAAUGGAAUACAACGAAUAAUCAGCGAAGCAAAUGGGAAUAAAAGUGCAUUAUCUUAUCACUCCAGGAAUCUGCACCAUUCAUUAUCUUGAUUAAGAAGGCAAAUUUAGACACUCAAAGUAGAACAACAAGAAUGAUCAGAGAUAGAGGGCAGCUACUGGGGAAUGAAGAAUGAACUAGUUUGACCCCUCUGUUUGGUAAAGAGUUGACUCAGGAGAUACCAAUGAAACUACAGUCAGUAAUGCUAAGUCUCUGAAAUUAUGAAAAUGACUAGGGAAUGGUUAUUUCAGAAAUUAAAAUUUAUAUUCAGAACUAUAGAUUAGCAGGUGAUAGCUGUUUUAUAGCCCAUAAACACAGUGACCUACAGUCAGCCUCUGACUUUGAAAUAAUCUUUCAACUGUUGGUAGUCUUCUAGUUUCUGAAUAUACCAACCAAUGUAUUGCAACAUACAUUGCUUGUUUCUUCAACUGCAAACAAGCACUUUUAUUUAACUCCUUCCCAUUAAGCUAUAUGGAAAUAGCUGUUAUAUAAAUGUGCAUAUUUGCACAUCCUUCCUUCAAUGCUAACAAUCUCCUUUCCAUAUGAACCCAAAUCUUGUGCUGAUAAUAAUAGAUUCCCUUCCUUUUAUCUCCUGGUGUGUCUUCUCUCCAAUCCCCUCUGUUUUCUCCAGUGCUUCCCCAGAAGUCUUUUAGAGCUUGUGAAGCUGCUGUUAAAAGUCUUCUCUGUUAAUUGGGAGAGUUUUUCUGCUCUCAGGAGGGCUAAUGGUCUUUGUGAUUUGAACCGUGCAUGUUCAAGGUUAGCCAACAGUCAAAGUAAUUUUAAUUUCCUCUUUGCCCAAGUAGAUUUUCUUGUCCUGCUCCAGUCUGAACAGGUAGGUGAGGUUAACCUAAAGAUGAAGAUACCUUUCCAUUUAGAAAUCAAAGAUGACAUGUAAUUUGCAAGUUGGGUUGUGAUUGUGAGAAGGUUGCAAUCUGUUACUUUUUUCUAAAUUGAGAACUUUGUAAAGUUUUGCCAUCUUCAGCACAAAGUGCUUCUGGUGUUAGGAACAUACAUAGAAUACUGGGAAUCAUAAAGAAAAACUUGAAGAUACUCUCAGGCAUAUUUAUUUUUAGACUAGUAUUGUACUUCAGUGGUCACACUUGAGAGGAUAUGUUAUGCAGUCUCUAAUUAAAAUGCAUUGCUCAGGUUCUUGAUAGGUUUUUGAUUUUAAACUCCUGUAAUUGAAGAAUGUGGAAAUACUAAGGUGUCAGUUUGUGUUUUAUAGUGAGAAGCAGUUGAUUGACCAAAUCUGCCCAAUUCUCCAUAAGGAUCUGCUCAAUAAAUUCUUUUCAACAGAGACAAGAAAGAAAAACUGUAACAGAUGGACUGUGGAUUAAUCCAAACAUUAGAACAACCUAAGAAACAGUAAUCAACAUCAAGUCGUCCUAGAAAGGGGUUGCACUGUUUUCACCAGAGAUUUUCCCUGAGCUCUUGGUGCAGUUGGGUUCAUUUUGAUGACUGAAGCAAGCCUAAGGAGACUUGCAUUAAACACAAGAUGUUUUUAUCAGUCUGGCGUGCCAAAAAGAUGGGCAGGAGAUUCAUGAGCAGGGUGCGGAAGACCAGGCAGUUUAAUCUGCCCAGAUUGCCCACAGAAGCUGUUCCUUCCUCUUCUCCCAUUGUCCCUGUGAUCCCUGUCCCACCAGUCCCUGCUGAGACCAUCCCAUCCACCAUACCACAGGCAAAUCCCCCUCCAGUGCUGGUGAAUACAGAUUCUUUGGAGACUUCAACAUAUGUCAAUGGCACGGAUGCAGAUUAUGAGUAUGAAGAAAUUACUCUUGAAAGGGGAAAUUCAGGACUUGGCUUUAGCAUUGCAGGUGGUACAGACAACCCACAUAUUGGGGAUGAUGCAAGUAUUUUCAUUACGAAAAUUAUCGCUGGGGGUGCAGCUGCACAGGAUGGAAGAUUACGGGUUAACGAUUGUAUCCUACGAGUAAAUGAGGUGGAUGUUCGGGAUGUGACACACAGCAAAGCAGUGGAAGCAUUGAAAGAAGCAGGAUCAAUUGUACGAUUGUAUGUCAAAAGAAGAAAACCAGUCACGGAAAAAAUAGUGGAAAUCAAACUUGUGAAAGGCCCCAAAGGUCUUGGUUUCAGUAUUGCUGGUGGUGUAGGAAAUCAGCAUAUACCUGGGGACAACAGCAUUUAUGUAACCAAAAUCAUCGAAGGUGGGGCAGCACAUAAAGAUGGCAAACUUCAGAUUGGAGACAAACUUUUAGCUGUCAACAGUGUUUGCUUAGAAGAAGUUACUCAUGAAGAAGCAGUGACUGCCUUAAAAAACACAUCUGACUUUGUAUAUCUGAAGGUUGCAAAACCCACCAGCAUGUUUAUGAAUGACAGUUAUGCCCCUCCUGACAUCACAAACUCUUAUUCUCAGCCAGUGGAUAACCAUAUCAGUCCAUCUGCCUACCUGGGACAGUCCCUGCCCCCAGCAUCACCAGGGCGAUAUUCACCAGUUCCCAAGGGAAUGCUUGGAGAUGAUGAGAUUACCAGGGAGCCUAGAAAGGUUGUCCUACAUCGAGGAUCAACAGGUCUUGGUUUCAACAUUGUUGGUGGAGAAGAUGGAGAAGGAAUUUUCAUCUCUUUCAUCCUUGCAGGAGGGCCAGCUGACCUGAGUGGAGAGCUUAGGAAAGGAGAUCGUAUAAUUUCUGUAAAUGGAGUAGAUCUAAAAGCAGCAACCCAUGAACAGGCAGCAGCAGCCCUGAAGAACGCAGGCCAAGCAGUGACUAUUGUAGCUCAGUACCGUCCAGAAGAAUACAGUCGUUUUGAAGCUAAAAUCCAUGAUUUACGGGAGCAGAUGAUGAACAGUAGCAUUAGUUCAGGAUCAGGAUCUUUGCGAACAAGCCAGAAGAGAUCCCUCUAUGUCAGAGCUCUUUUUGAUUAUGACAAGACUAAAGAUAGUGGCCUUCCGAGUCAAGGAUUGAACUUCAAAUUUGGUGAUAUUCUCCAUGUCAUUAAUGCUUCUGAUGAUGAAUGGUGGCAGGCACGGCAGGUAACUCCAGAUGGAGAAAGUGAUGAAAUUGGAGUCAUCCCAAGCAAACGGAGAGUUGAGAAGAAAGAACGAGCCCGUUUGAAGACAGUGAAAUUCAAUUCCAAAACAAGAGGAGAUAAAGGGCAGUCAUUCAAUGACAAGCGUAAAAAGAACCUCUUUUCCCGAAAAUUUCCCUUCUACAAGAACAAGGACCAGAGUGAGCAGGAAACCAGUGAUAUUGACCAGCAUGUAACCUCUAAUGCCAGCGAUAGUGAAAGUAGUUACCGUGGCCAGGAGGAAUAUGUGUUGUCAUAUGAACCAGUCAAUCAACAGGAAGUCAGUUACACUCGACCUGUGAUUGUUUUGGGACCCAUGAAAGACAGAAUAAAUGAUGACCUGAUCUCAGAAUUUCCAGACAAAUUUGGUUCAUGUGUUCCACAUACUACUAGACCAAAACGCGAUUAUGAGGUGGAUGGACGUGAUUACCAUUUUGUCACUUCUCGAGAGCAAAUGGAGAAGGAUAUUCAGGAUCACAAAUUCAUUGAAGCUGGCCAGUACAAUAAUCAUCUUUAUGGAACAAGUGUCCAAUCAGUGCGAGAAGUAGCAGAAAAGGGUAAACAUUGCAUUCUUGAUGUUUCUGGUAAUGCCAUCAAAAGGUUGCAGAUUGCCCAGCUGUACCCAAUCUCCAUUUUUAUUAAACCCAAAACAGUGGAAAAUAUCAUGGAAAUGAAUAAACGCUUAACAGAAGAGCAAGCCAGGAAGACAUUUGAGAGGGCCAUGAAACUGGAGCAAGAAUUCACUGAACACUUCACAGCUAUUGUCCAGGGAGACACUCUGGAAGAAAUCUACAACCAAGUGAAACAGAUCAUAGAGGAACAGUCUGGUCCUUACAUCUGGGUUCCAGCAAAGGAAAAAUUAUGAAAACAGAUUUUUAUUUUUCAUUUUCUAACUGACAUCACCUACUACAUCUGACGACUCUUAAGCCCUUCCAGUGGAGCCUGCUCUAGUUCUUUCCAGCGUGGUUCAUACCCUAACCAUCACAUUCUGCAGUUCCCAUAAUGCUUUACAUUUGGUGUCUCUCUUAGUUUAAAUAAUUUGUAUUAUUGUGUGUUGUUGGUUUGCCAUUUUUCAAACAUGAUAGUGGAAUGGCCUGACCAGCUAUUAGUUUAGGGUGGGGGUGGGAGGGAAUUGCUUGGUAAAAUUCCUUAAUGUUUAAGGGAAAGUAACUUUCAAAGAUUUUUCACAAAAGCUUUAUAGACAUUCUUUUAAAAUUUCAUAACAAUUGAAAGAAAAGUUGUAUUCAAGGAAGUUGUAAAUUAUGAGUAACUUUGCACGCUUAACUUUAAUAGCAUGGUUUGGUCAGGGCAAUCAAUUUCAGGUUUUAUUUUCUGAGUUCAAGCCUAUUGUCACGGUAUCUUUUUUUCUUUCCAGGCAGUUAGAAAGAAACUUUCAAAUUUUGAGUUAGCAUUUUCAUUAAGUCCCAUUACUACUCCUAAAGGGAUAUUCAUUUUCAUAAUUUCAUAUGGAUAUUCUUAUAAUCUAUUUUUUCAUUUUUUGCCAAUAAAAUUGCUAGGGAAAAGAUGUGUAAUGUUUUUAAUCUUCCUCAUGAAACACUAUUUAUAGUGUGUUACAGAAAUUCUUUAUAGAUAAUGGUCAUCACAGUUUUUGAGCCUAAAAAUAUGUUUAGGUGCUAGGAAACCUGUAUUUUUCAGAGGAAUGCCAAAUUUCCAUUGGCAGUAAUUCAGAAAACAGCUGCAGAGAUGGUCAUUAGGGCAAUGAGAGAAUGAUUCAUAGCCUAAAAAUGUGUGUGUUCUUAGGGGUCAGAUUUUAAUGAAUAUUUUACCCACAAUAACUGCCUAUUUUGUUAUAAUAAAUAUAUAUAUAUUAAACUUUCUUUAACUAAACUCUGUAACUAUGGGAAUUAUUUUCUUUACAUAGUUGCGCACACGUAUAAAUAUAUAUAUAUAAAAUAUAUAUUUUUCUUUUACCACCUACUCCUAGCUUUUUGUUUUGAAUAAAAAUAAAAAAAACAAAUUAGAAUUUACCUUCCUUAAUCAUGGAAAAAUCAAAUGGUCUGUGAUGGCUGGGCAUGAAGUCCAGGGAAUAUUAGUACAAGAAAAAAAAAUACAUGCAAGUUCUCCUCUUUUCUACGCAAUUCCGGGUGUUUGUCUUCCCGUGUCCCCUUUGUAAUAUGCAUGUCUUAACCAAAGGGAGAAUUCAGAGUCAACAAUAUAUUUUUUUUUUCUGUACAUGUUCGUCUCGGAUUGCACUGGCAUAAGAUCUUCCAUUUACAAUGCACAAAUUUCUGUGCUGAAUGUUAUGAAUACGUUGUACCAAAACCUUCAAUAAUGAAAUUCUCUAAUUCGUAUUAUUUGGUACCUGCCAUUGCUUGUUUGCAACUGAUUGUUUUUGAGAGGGAUGUACUUAUGGCAGUCAUGGGGCAGUCACACAACCAAAUCAGCUUUGGUUUGUAAAGAAUUAUCAACACUAUCCAUUCCAUUUGUUAGAAAGAGGAGAACAGCUAAUAAACUUUAUUGUACAAUAUAUUUGUCAAGUGUGUUUUUAAUUAUGAUAAAUGUGGUGUAGCACUGCAGAAUAAUUGAACAAGACUGUAAACAAAAAUCCAGGUGUUAGACAAACACUUGUGGCCACACUGGGGCUACUGAAGUUACUGCAUUAAAAGCAGGUUUAAACUUGUGACACAAUUAUUGCUGAUGUUGGGAUGCUAAUGAGGCUUGCAGGAGUUUAAAACUGCUGGUGCAUACCCCAGAAGAGUUUCUGGUUUUCAGAUCUGGGAAAUCAGGUGUGCAGCCUUUCUGAGAAUUCCUGCCCAUGAAAGUGCAUGGUGUACUGGAUUGAUGCAGCUUCUCAUAAAUAAUGUCAAAAAUUUUUAAGGUAGCUAGAAGUGUACUGUUGUCUCCCUCUUUGAAAAUGACUGUUUGAGGUAUCUUGUGUGACAUCUUAAAAGAACAACU
This is a messenger RNA of Sturnus vulgaris (Common starling), 6795 nucleotides long. The record is from RefSeq and is a predicted model, not a curated record. Lineage: Eukaryota; Metazoa; Chordata; Aves; Passeriformes; Sturnidae.